AAUGGAGAAGUGCCGGAAACGGGCGGCAGACAGGCAGAAGUUUACCCAGGCUCCAAAGAUAAGCGAUCGGCAGCAUGGAGGAACCGGGAAGUAGGAGAGCCCUUAGCAAGUUUGAGUUUGCAGUGCAGAUAACCUGCGAAAGUUGUGUUCGUGCUUUAAAGAAAGCAUUACAAGAUGUUAAAGGUGUGAAGGAAUUCAGCAUCAAUAUGGAGUCAAAAUCAGUUUUGGUGGAGACUACCCUGUUGGCAGAGGAAGUGCACAAAUUAUUGGAGACCACAGGGCGAAAGGCAGUGCUUAUGGGAAUGGGAACUGUUCAAUCCAAAAACCUAGGGGCUGCUGUAGCCAUGAUGUCAGGGGAAGGUUCAAUACAAGGAGUUGUUCGAUUUAUCCAAACAUCUGAGAACACAUGUAUCAUUGAAGGAACAUUAGAUGGGCUGAGUCCAGGGCUCCAUGGAAUUCAUGUUCAUGAAUUUGGUGACAUCUCUAAUGGCUGCGAAAGCUGUGGUGAGCAUUAUAAUCCACAUAGGAAUUCACACGGGGGGCCAGGAGAAGACGACAGACAUGUUGGAGAUCUGGGAAAUAUAUUUGCAGCAGAUAAUGGACGUGCUUCCUUUAGGCUGAUGGAUGAACGUUUAAAGGUGUAUGAUAUCAUUGGUCGCUCCUUAGUGGUUGAUGAAGGAGAAGACGACCUUGGCCAUGGGUGCCACCCACUUUCUAAGAUAACUGGCAACUCAGGCAGGAGAUUAGCCAGUGGUAUCAUUGCCCGCUCUGCUGGUCUUUUUGAAAAUGACAAGCAACUGUGUACCUGUGAUGGAAUAACUAUAUGGGAGGAAAGAAAUUACCCUAUAGCGGGGCCAGGGCGCAGCACCCAGCUGCAAAGCCCCCCUGCUAACCUUUGAUCACCUUCAGUGCUACCUUACCUACAAGGAAAUCUGUUCAGCAACAUAAUGUUGGAAUAAAAGGCCAAAUGAAACCCUGACACACUAUAGGUAAUAUGUAAAUGGAGUUGGUAAGGCACAAGGUUGCUGUAUUUCCUUAUAUAACCCUAUGCAAAUAAAUAAUGGCUCUCUAAACUCCCAAAACUCAUCUUCUGGGUUCUAGCACCUUCUUUUCCUGCUUUUUCCCAGUGCAAAACACAUGCACACGCUACAGUUGCACACGCUACAGUUGCACCAGUGUGCUUGUUGUACCAUUUUAGGCAUGAUUUUUUCAGGAGAAGGGACCAUGUUGAUCCAAUGUUUAGAGCAGUGAUCCCCAACCAGUGACUUGCAAGCAACAUAUGUUGCUCAUCAACUCCUUGGAUGUUGCUCCCCGUGGCCUCAAAGCAGGUGCUUAUUUUUGAAUUCCUGACUUGAAGGCAAGUUUUGGUUGCAUAACAAUAAGAUGUAAUGACAAACAGAACCUCCUGUAUGCUGCCAGUUCAUAUAGGGACUACCAAAUAUCCAAUCACAGCCCUUAUUUGACUCCCCCAGGAACUUUUCUUUGCUUGUUAUGCUCCCCAAUUCUUUAUACAUUUGAAAGUGGCUCACAGG
Xenopus tropicalis (tropical clawed frog) is the source of this 1532-nucleotide messenger RNA. It is a transcript of the gene ccs, whose product is annotated as copper chaperone for superoxide dismutase. The record is from RefSeq and is marked provisional. Gene Ontology annotation, biological process: superoxide metabolic process. NCBI's taxonomy places the organism in Eukaryota, Metazoa, Chordata, Amphibia, Anura, Pipidae. The transcript has 8 exons. Gene Ontology annotation, molecular function: copper ion binding; metal ion binding. The coding region runs from base 75 to 899 and encodes 274 amino acids.